UUUAAACAAAUAUCUCAAGCAUAUGAAGUGCUGUCGAAUCCUGAAAAGAGAAAAAUUUAUGAUCAAGGGGGAGAACAAGCUAUCAAAGAGGGUGGUAUUGGAGGAGGAGGCAUGUCAUCUCCCAUGGAUAUCUUUGACAUGUUCUUUGGUGGUGGUACUCGCAAGCGUGAAAACAAAAGUGCAAAUGUGGUGCAUCAACUUGGAGUGACUUUAGAGGAAUUGUAUAAUGGUGCAGUUAGGAAACUUGCAGUGCAGAAAAAUGUGAUUUGUGAUAAAUGUGAAGGUGAGAAAGUUAAUUGCUACUUUAGAAUUUAAUUCAGGAAAGCUUCA
Molecule: messenger RNA, 330 nt
Organism: Parasteatoda tepidariorum (common house spider)
Lineage: Eukaryota; Metazoa; Arthropoda; Arachnida; Araneae; Theridiidae
Source: RefSeq, a predicted model, not a curated record